Molecule: messenger RNA, 2417 nt
Organism: Procambarus clarkii (red swamp crayfish)
Lineage: Eukaryota; Metazoa; Arthropoda; Malacostraca; Decapoda; Cambaridae
Gene: Aldh
Product: Aldehyde dehydrogenase
Molecular function (GO): aldehyde dehydrogenase (NAD+) activity
Source: RefSeq, a predicted model, not a curated record
AAGACAAGAAAAUAUAUGGAGUGCGUUGCGGUGUGUGGCAGCAGCGUGUACACCGUAACGGCAGCUGGGCGGCAGUUACCAGGCGGCCGCCGUAGUGGUUGGACGUGUAUCGUGUGGCGUGCUGCACUCCUCUCUCCCAAGACCCUCACCAUCAUGUUACGGGCCUUCCUCCGUCACUCCUCCCUGCUGAGAGCAGCAGCCACACCCAACCUGCCCUCAGCGGCAGCGUACUCAGCUCCUGCCAUCCCUCAGCCACUGACAACCCCUGAUAUUCCCUACACUGGGAUCUUCAUCAAUAAUGAGUUCCAUAAAUCCUUGAAUGGGAAGCAGUUCCCAACUGUCAAUCCAACUACAGGAGAGGUCAUCACUAUGGUGGAGGAGGGUACCAAAGAUGAUGUCGACAAAGCAGUGAAAGCAGCUCGUCAAGCCUUUGAACUCAACUCAGAAUGGCGGCAGAUGGAUGCAAGCGAUCGUGGUCGCCUCCUAUACCGUUUGGCUGAUCUUAUUGAACGUGACAAAGUUUACCUAGCAAGUCUUGAGACCCUUGAUAAUGGAAAGCCCUAUACGAAUUCUUUUGCGGUCGAUGUUGAACUCACCGUUAAAAAUCUUCGCUACUUUGCGGGUUGGGCCGACAAAAUUCAUGGUCAGACCAUUUCUACUGAUGGUCCACACUUUGCAUAUACAAGGCAUGAACCAAUUGGAGUGUGUGGUCAGAUCAUCCCCUGGAACUUCCCUCUUCUUAUGCAGGCUUGGAAGUUUGGACCUGCUCUUGCUACAGGCAACACCAUUGUUAUGAAACUGGCUGAACAGACCCCACUGACUGGCUUGUAUGUGGCUAAACUGGUAGCAGAGGCUGGCUUCCCAGCAGGUGUAGUUAAUGUCAUCCCUGGCUAUGGUCCAAGCGCUGGAGCGGCCAUUGCUUCACAUAUGGAUGUUGACAAGGUUGCUUUCACGGGGUCAACAGAGAUUGGACAUCUGAUCCAGCAGGCAGCUGGAGCUAGCAACCUAAAGCGUGUGACACUGGAACUUGGAGGGAAGAGUCCAAACAUUGUUUUCAAGGAUGCUGAUUUGGACUAUGCUGUUGAACAGGCUCAUUUUGGACUAUUUUUCAAUCAGGGUCAGUGCUGCUGUGCUGGAUCAAGGAUCUUUGUCGAGGAUGGCAUUUAUGAUGAGUUUGUGGAGCGCAGUGUUGAACGUGCCAAGACUCGCAGUGUGGGAGACCCAUUUGAUUUCAAGACUGAACAAGGACCACAGGUGGAUGGAGAGCAGAUGAAGAAGAUCUUAUCCCUUAUUGAAUCUGGCAAGAAGGAAGGAGCCAAAAUGUGUACUGGGGGUAAACGUGUCGGCGAGAAAGGCUUCUUCAUUGAACCUACUGUUUUUGCCGAUGUGAAAGAUAACAUGCGUAUUGCUAAGGAGGAAAUUUUUGGGCCAGUCCAACAGAUCUUUAAGUUUAGUGAUAUUAAUGAUGUGAUAAAACGUGCCAACUCCUCGGAGUAUGGUCUAGCAGCAGCAGUCUUUACGAAGGAUUUGGACAAGGCUAACGUGUUCGUGCAAGGCCUUCGUGCUGGCACUGUCUGGAUUAACUGCUAUGAUGUACUGAAUGCUCAAACUCCUUUUGGAGGCUACAAAAUGUCUGGACAAGGACGAGAGAACUCCGAGUAUGCCUUGCGUAACUACUAUGAAGUCAAGGCUGUCAUAACCAAAUUACCUGUGAAAAAUGCUUGAAGGUAAUGGAAUAUGAAAAGUAAAAGUAUAAACAAGAAAACUUAUUCCUUUAUAUAAAGAACAUACAGAAGUGGAUAAUUAUUUUUUAUAAAGCAGUAAUUUAGUCUUGUCCUGUAUUGCACUUUAUAAAAAAAAAAAAUUGCAAGUUAUUGGUGAUAUUGCUAAGUAAUUAACUACAGUAGUGUGUUAAGAUCCAUUCUAUUUGCAGUGUUAGCAAAUAGUUAUAAAUUUUGUAUUAAGGUGAGACUGCAGUUAACUGGAAAUUUAGGUACAGUAUAACUUUGAAAAGGGGAAAUUGGUGAUUAUGUAAGCUGGCUGGAGCUUAAAGAUCAGCUUUAUUAAGUGGUGAAAAAGUAAUUGCUUUUAAAAUUAUAAUUAAAAUUAUAUUUCCAUUUGCAGACUAAAAACUGAAAUAAUUGCAUGAAUGUGCUAAAAACCAAACAGGUUGAGUGUGGGGGUAGGAAAGGAGUGCACUUGGUCUCUAGUGGAUUUUCACUGAAACCAAGCAAGCAAUGUUGUAGUUUGUUAUAAUCGCAAGGAAGAUCAGUUUAUUAUGAAGUCAACCUGUGUGCUUUUCUAAUUUUCAUACUAUUGGAUAAGUGUAAUUUGUGGCAUUCUGCAAACCUAAAUGAGAGCCCACCUAAAUCUUAUUUUAAAGCUGUGACAGUUGAAUUAAAAUAAUUACAAUUAAA